This is a messenger RNA of Paramecium octaurelia, 698 nucleotides long. NCBI's taxonomy places the organism in Eukaryota, Ciliophora, Oligohymenophorea, Peniculida, Parameciidae. The record is from the annotation of a GenBank genome assembly.
AUGUAAAACAAUUACGAUCAACUUUUAGAGGAAACCAAAACUAAAAUUCUUUCUAUUGUUGAAUUGAAACCAGAAAAUCAAUGGACUUUGGAUACCAAUAAGGAUGGUUACGUAAUCUACACCAGAAACAAUCCUGAAAAUGGUCUAAAGAUCAAUAGGACAGAAACAAACGCAGCUGUAGAUCCAGAGGAAUUUGUAAAUUUUGUAAUCGACAUGACUAGAAAGAAGGAGUAUGAUGCUAAUUUUUUAGAAGUAAUAUAAUAUUUUAAUACCUAAUAGGGAAGAUUGAUAGAUAAAUUGGAUGAAAAGACAUUCAUCUUUUAUGCAAGGGGAAAACCUCCUACUUUCUUUAUCGAUGCAAGAGAUUUCUGUUUGUUGAGUAGAGUUUAUAAAUUGGGUGACGAUCAUUUUAUGACAAUCAGUACAAACCUAAAUCUAAUUCAUUAGCAAAAUCAAUUGAGCAUCCUCAAGUACCACCAGUCAAAGGAGUUCAAAGAGGAGAGAUAGUAUUCUCAGCAUGGAUUGUUAAAAAAUAACCUAAUGGACAAACAAAUAUCAUAAUUAUUGGCAAUAUGAAUCCAAAGGGAGACAUUCCUAAGGCCAUAAUUAAUUAGGGAGCAAAAUUCUAAGCAGAAGGAGUUAAGAAAGCCGUUGAAUAUUUGACAAAGAACAAAAAAAAAUGAUUUAUAUAUAAUAAU